AUGAGCAAUCUUCGCCUAACCAUUGCAGUGUUUUUGGCCGCUCUUUUUCAAACUCUGUGGUGGAAGCCAAGGGGAAAGAGGCCACAAUCAAAUUUUCAUGCAAAAAGAAUUCGGACUGUUUUACAAACAUUGCUUGUUAUGCUUUGUACUGAUUACCGAUGUGAUAAAGGAUUAUGUAAAUGCCAUGGUUUUGGUGGAGAAAAGGAAAAUCCCACAGCUGCGCCAUUAACUGCUUAAUUUCUCCAUUUCUUUUUUAAAUUUAUCUUUUGUUUUCUUGUAAUGCAAAUGGAUAAUUAAAAAGAUUUCAGAUCAAAUUAUAUCCUAUUAAUUAUUUUAAAUCAUUAUAUUUUAUCUCAUCUCUGCUUGAUCCUUUUACAUAAAAAUAUAAUAAUCACAUCAUCCAUAUUUUUUUUCUGCAUUUGUACGUGUUAAAAACUGCCACUAGUGAUUAAAUCCGGAAGUUAAUUUCAGGCAAAGUUAAUUUAGUUUUUUCCACCAAUUUUUUAAUUAUUAAAUUGUGUUUGGUUAUAUGAAUAAUACUAGGAAAAAGUAUGAGAUAUUUUUGCCCUUAAUAAGUGUCUUUUUUAAAAAAACAGCUUAUUAAUUAAUGACAUUUAAUGUAAAUCUUAACACGUC
Messenger RNA from Arabidopsis thaliana (thale cress), 636 nucleotides. RefSeq names its product Defensin-like (DEFL) family protein. The coding region runs from base 1 to 237 and encodes 78 amino acids. Gene Ontology annotation, cellular component: extracellular region. Lineage: Eukaryota; Viridiplantae; Streptophyta; Magnoliopsida; Brassicales; Brassicaceae. The record is from RefSeq and is marked reviewed. The transcript is spliced from 2 exons.